AUGGAUUCAAACAAGGUUAAAACCUUCGAGCCUCUGGACACAGUUGAUUCCGUCCUCGGCCGCGUGAUAGCCACCGAUGAAGAACGCCUUGCGCAACUCGGGCACCAGCAAGAGCUCAAGCGGCAAUUUUCCCUGACAACUUUGGGAGCUCUUUGUCUGUGCCUUAUGGCAACAUGGGAAGCAACGUCCACCGUUAUCGCCCAAGCAUUGUUGAGUGGUGGUGCCCCUUGCCUGUUCUACAACUUCCGAUCUCUCGCGGCGUUCACGACCGGAUGGAUCUCCGUCGGCGGAUUAAUAGUCUUCUGUGCAUCAGCCGCGUUCGCAGCCGGCCUGCAGACCCAAUCCCUAAUCAUAAUCAACGAGGACUCAUAUAUACCGCAAAAAUGGCAGGGUUUGCUCUUCUACUGGGCCAUCCUGCUAUAUGCAGGUGUCAUGAACAUUUGGGGUUCCAAGCUGCUUCCCCAUGCCAACAUGAUUUCAGGUGUAAUCCACGUCGCGGGCUUUGUGACAGUACUCAUCGUCCUUGGUGUCAUGGCCCCCAAAAACACCCCAUCCUUUGUGUUCACCGAGUUCGUCAACAGCAGCGGCUGGAGUAAUGAUGGCGUCUCUUGGCUCGUGGGUCUAAUCAGCGCUGUGUAUCCCUUUCUCGGAUACGACGCUGCAUGCCACAUGGCGGAAGAGAUCCCCGACGCACCUCGGAAUGUCCCCAUUGCUAUGGUCGGCAGUGUGGUUGCGAAUGGCCUGAUGGGUCUCACCUACUGCACCGUCCUUCUGUUUUCGACGGGUUCUCUCGAGUCACUGUUGACUACCCCCACUGGUUUUCCCUUCAUGCAAAUCUACCUGGAUGCCACACGAUCCCGGGCUGGUGCAACAGUCCUAUCGCUGUUGCUCAUCGUUGUGGCCAUAGCUGCAACGGUCGGCGGCAUCACCUCGGCCUCCCGUACCCUCUGGGCCUUCGCCAGAGAUAAAGCCGUGCCUUUUGACGCAUCUUUUAGCUACGUCGAUAAGCGGCAACAGGUUCCAUUGACGGCCAUCGUCUUUGUCACCGCAUCUCAGAUGCUUCUUGGAUUUCUCUACCUGGGAAACAGUACCGCCUUCAAUGCUGUGCUGUCUAUGGCGAUUAUUGGAAUCUAUAUUUCGUACAGCAUCCCGAUCGCUUAUAUGCUGCUAUCGGGUAGGAAGAAGCUCACGUGGAAGGUUUACGGGCCUUUCAAGCUUGGAAGCUUUCUCGGGCCCUUGUUCAACGUCAUCAGCCUUGUUUGGAUGACCGUUGUCAUCAUAUUCAGCACAUUUCCUUCUUCUCAGCCCGUCACUGCCCAAAACAUGAAUUACUCUACUGUUGUUAUGGCAGGGUGGCUUCUUUUUGGGAUGUUGUACUAUUUCUUGAGAGGAAAGGCCAAGUUUGAGGUUCCGGUUGUCGUCUCAGACAUAGUCGAAGGGGUGAGAGGCAACUGA
This is a messenger RNA of Colletotrichum higginsianum IMI 349063, 1455 nucleotides long. RefSeq names its product Amino acid permease. Gene Ontology annotation, molecular function: transmembrane transporter activity. Gene Ontology annotation, biological process: transmembrane transport. The record is from RefSeq and is a predicted model, not a curated record. Gene Ontology annotation, cellular component: membrane. Lineage: Eukaryota; Fungi; Ascomycota; Sordariomycetes; Glomerellales; Glomerellaceae. The transcript has 4 exons. Bases 1 to 1455 code for a protein of 484 amino acids.